This is a messenger RNA of Biomphalaria glabrata, 7502 nucleotides long. RefSeq names its product doublecortin domain-containing protein 1-like. Bases 391 to 6417 code for a protein of 2008 amino acids. Lineage: Eukaryota; Metazoa; Mollusca; Gastropoda; Planorbidae. Gene Ontology annotation, molecular function: microtubule binding. The record is from RefSeq and is a predicted model, not a curated record. Gene Ontology annotation, biological process: intracellular signal transduction; regulation of mitotic cytokinesis. The transcript has 41 exons.
UUCGUCAGACUUGGCGAGUCAAAGCUUGAAGAGCUGGCGUUCACGUACCUUGGCAGCAUCAUAACAAAUGAUGGAGAUGCUUACCAUGAUGUAGCGUGCCGAUUAGGAAAGGCAGGGAGCAUUUUCCAAAGGCUGCAGCUUAUUUGGACUAGCCAAGCCAUUGGACUCAAGACAAAAAUACACCUUCUCAACACAAUCGUCAUUCCAACUGCUCCAUAUGCAUGUGAGACGUGGAAGUCAUCUGUCAAAAUUGAGAAAAGACUAAAUGUGGCUCAACAGAGAUGGCUGAGACGGAUUUUGGGAGUCAGUUACACAGAUCAGGUCUCAAACAAGGAAAUCCUAUGCCGAACUGGGAGUCGAACACUUGGUGAGGUUGUGACUGAGCAUCGCAUGAGGUUUGCGGGACAUGUUCUACGUCAAAAUGAAUUACACACACCAAGAGUUGCGAUAACAUGGAAGCCAAAACGAGGAAAGCACAAACAGGGAAGUCCUCGUAUUAUUUGGCAACACACCUUCAUGGAGGACCUCAGAACAGUGGACACCAGGUGGGAGGAGGCUUCAGACAUUGCCAGUGACAGAUCUUUAUGGAGACAGCUUGCCGCGGCCGCCAAUGCGCCAAAAGGCGCGGGAGGACCUAAGUCUAAAUCAAAUAAAAAGACAGACAGGCUAUCAAAUCGUCCUCCAAUACCCUACAGUACAGUUGUGUUCAAGAAAAAUAAAUCUGAUCUUGUAAGUUAUGAAGACUUAUUAGUUACGCAAUAUCUGGAAGAGAUCAAGAGUCAAAAAGUCAAAUUAUUUCAGCCUAAAAUUCAAGCCCCUGUAUCCCCAUAUCUUCAAAGAAUAUCUAAUAUUGACUACAAUGGAAGACCUAGAGUCAGGCCAAGGUCAGCCGUUGCUUGUGUUUGCUCAGGACAUGGUAAACAACAAGGUGGUAGCCACAAAAUUUCUUGGGAAAUGGACUGCAGUAGAAACACAAUGGCUAAAUCUAUGGAGUGCUGUUGUCAUGAGUCAGAAAAAGUUUGCAGAGAAAAAAAUUGCAGAGUUUUUAGUGCUAUACCUGGCUCUUGUUGUUGCCCUCCUGCAGUCAAACCCAAGAUAGAUGCUAAAUUUAUAGCGGAUCCAAGUUUAUGGGAUCCAGCCACACCUAGAAACCCUCAUCACAGUCGACCAGUCAGUGCCCCUGUGAAAAGACUUCGACCCCCAUCUGGUUCAUCAAGAAAACUUAGGCCAUUUUCUGCUCAUAGGAUGCUGUCUAGAAAUCAUGCUAACAUAAUUAAAGUAUGUGCAUAUGUAAAUGGGUCAAGGGAAAAGUUUGCUCACCUUGCAGCACCAACUAUGGCAAUUCUUCUUGAGAUGGCCACAGAGAAACUAGGUUUGCCGUUUGCUGCCCGCAGAGUGUUUUUAGAGAAUGGACGAGAGAUUUUCACAGCUAAUGAUUUUUUUGAGUCAGAAGCAGAAAACAUUUUUGUCUCCAUGGGUGAAUCAUUUAAGAAUCCUGACCUUUCCACUAAAAAAAAUAUGGACAUCAAGAACUGCUCUGUUUGGACAUUGGCUGGAAUAACCAUGUCUGAGAAAGUCAAAAAUAAAGGAACUAAAGCAAAGAUGACCAAAAGAUUAAAAACUUUAUACAAAAACAACAAAAUUAGGAUAAUAAUCUAUGUAAAUGGAAGUAGCACUGAUGCCAAUGAAGUUAUUGCAGAUGUAGACAAUUUCAAUGGAUUUUUAGUUGCCUGCACAGCUAAACUUAAUCUUUCAAGGCAUGCUAAAAUUGUUUAUGACUGGAAUGGAAAACAGAUUACUAAUCUAUCUGAAAUUUCUUUUCUGGAUGAUAUUAUAAUGCCACAAAAGACAACUCCAAUCGGUGGUCCAGUUUGGAUCUCAACUGGAGAGAGAUUAAGUCCAUCUGGUGUUAGGGGAUAUUUGAUGAAUCUUCAGACUUCACUCAAAGAGAAACUCAAAGUUAAAAAGAAUAGAAAGCAACAGAUUGACUUUGCUUUGAAUGAUAACAAGGAGCAAGUAACAGACCCUAAAGUCCUUGCCAUAGCAGAUGAAGAUCUUUAUGAAGCCCUUGAGAAAACUGAGGAAGAUAUAGAAAAACUCAAAAACAAUUUAUCUUCUGUAAAAGAAAGAUUAGAAGAGUUGGAGUCUGAGGCAAUGAAAGAGGAGGAUGAAGGCUUGAACUACCGACUAACUCACAUUAAAACACUGGCAGUAGAUGACAGGCUAGUAGGGCUCAAGGGUAUCAAACUCAAGGUUUUUGAAAAUGGAAAAUCAGAUGGUGAAUUCAUGUAUUGUUUUAACCUUCGAGAGGCAAAUAAAGGAACUGAUAAAAAUCAGGUUUUGCUAAGGCUUCUUGAUGAAUUAUCCAGUACAAGAUUUUCUGCGGGGGUGAAUAGAAAUCUCAAUGCUGUGGCUACAAAGCUGUUUGACAAAGAAGGACGAGAGAUUACAGAUGUGUUUAGCUUGCAACCAGAGCAAUCAGUUUGGUUGUCCUUUGGAGAACCAUUCAUUAACCCUUCAACUUAUUGUUUACAUUUAUUUUUGGAUAAAGCAACACAAAUAACAACUGACAGUGGUGAAACUAAAAUUGCGAGAGAAGCAAUCACUGGAUCUGAUGAGGAACUUCUUAAAGAUACUAGUAAAUGGGAGGCCUACUCACAAUUUCCAGACUGUUAUGAAAAUAAAGAACAAUAUGAUGAUGGUAAAAAGGCAUAUCUUCUGGAGAAUGCGCAGCUUGAUGCCAACUCUCAUUACUUGCUGCAUAAAGAAAAACAUGAUUUAGCCAUAUACCCUGAAAUUAGUAUAUCAGAGAAAGCAUCCAUCAAAAACCAAGUCUUCAUUUACACUGAGGCAGGAUAUUUGAGCUGCAAAGCAAUGCCUCAGAUGUGUCUAGCUGUCAGCAAUGAGAAAACUGAAGUCCAACUUGUAAACAGCAACACAAGUGUAGAUGGUUUCAUUGUCUGCAUCCAAAAGAAAAUACCUAAUACAGCUGCUCAGAUUUGGCACUGCCUUCCAGAUGCCACAAUAUAUUCAGAGGCAUAUCCCAGCCUACUUUUAACAUACACUGGACAGAAACGAUGGGAUGCAAAUAAUGAUGAAAGUUCUAGUAACCAAGACAACAGUGUGAAGAAUGUCUCUUUAAUUGUUACAUACCCACAGCCUAAGAAACUGAAAGGUCUUCAAAGGUUUGCCUUUAAGCAGGAAAGAUUUGAUAAUCUUGGUCAAUGGAAGUUUACCGAUACAAAUAAUCCUGACUGGCACAAAUAUGCAUAUUCUUGGCCUGUUAAAACUAAUGGAGAAUUAAAUAAAAAUUAUGACUGGCCAAUGGAAGGUUAUAUUAUUCCAAAUGUACCUCCCCUUCUAAAAAGCUCAGCAAAACUAGGACUAACUGGAGUAACACCUGCAAGACUUAAAGUUCUGAGGAAUGGGGAAAGAAAUGCUGAUGUUGCAAUUAGUGUUGUUGGACCAAACAUUACAAAUCUGGUGAAAGACAACUCUAAGAAAGAGCUAAAACAUAAACACAAGAAAGCAGUCAAAGAACACUUUGUAGAAUACUCAGAAAAUGAAGAUAUUAAUAUCCUUCCUGAAGAGUCAUCUGUUUUCCAAACGGAGUUCCAAAUGUUUUUGGCUCAGUGCACUUCCUUGUUGAAUCUUCCUUUCGCUGCCCGAAGAUUGUUUGACUUUGAGGGAAAAGAAUUGUUUACCAUUCAGAACUUAUCCAGAGAUUCUCUUGUUUACGUCUCAUGUGGAGAAUCAUGGUCAGACCCAAAGCUCACCAAAAGUGAGCAAAGACGCAGAUUCCUACUUUCUCAAAUAACAUCAGAUGUUAUGAAAAUACAGCAAUUUUGCUCUAUGAGAAACCCAGAAAACUUUGUUUUGGAAAUCAGUGGUCCUCUAGCACCAGAAUCAGGAUUGGUUGUCAAUCAAAGGUGGACACCAGACCUAAGAGAAAGUCAAUCAAAAGUCAAGCAAAGUAUAGAUAACGCUGAUGAUAAUCAGAUUAAUGAUGGGGAGGAGAAUGAUGAUGGACAGCAGGAACCCAGAGAGCUAUCCUUCCAUGAAUUGUCACACCUGAAAUCUGAUGAAUAUGUUAGCAACCUAAAGUGGCCAUGGGAGAAGCUUGUUAAUGUUAGCAACAGUAUGGACACUGAAGAUCCUGAAGCUAACAAGUACUCUGACAGAGAUAUGUACAUGAAAUUUAGGCCACAAAUGUCACCCAGACUAUCAAGAGAAGCCUACCAGAAGUUUACAUAUGAAGAUGGUUACAUUGCUGUACUAGCAAACAGGACUAUGGUUUUAUCUCUUAGCAAAUCCGAGGGCAGGGUUGUCAAUGUAGUUUUGGCUAAACGCCAACCAGAUGACAUUAACCAAAGAUGGACCAUCAAAGCUAAUGGAGAAAUAAUCUCUCGUGCUCAUCAAAGUCUGGUUUUGACAGUCUCCUUGCCUCCAACCUCCUCAGGAGAGCUAUCCCAGCUGUCAUUUUAUAGUUGCCCAAUCACAGUGCAGCCUAGGUGUAACAAUCAAUAUGGCAAAGCUCACCAGAAAUGGAAAUAUGAUCCAGAAUCUGGAUACAUUUUUGCAUUUGACACUGAUCUGUUGGAUAAAGAAAUAACUGCUGCCAUUAGAGCUGAUGUCUGUACUUAUGCUGUUAUUUUAGGCCUUGAUGUAGAUCAGCCAGGUUACUUUGCAGAAAUAACAAAGCAAGGGAGAGAAGGCACAAAGCAGAUAAAAGUUUGUGUUUCUUGUGCACGCUCAAUGAGAGGGAGAUUCAAAGUUCAAAAACUUCCACCUGGCACAAGUUUUCACUGUGCUAUGGGAGAUGCCAAAAAGUUGAGGAUUCAGCACUAUGGCAGCUUUAAACAGCUCAACAAUAAAGUGGACCUGUCAACUCAUGAAGCAGAGGUAACUCUCAUGCAUUUAAUGAAGAGCUUGGAGAGUCUUAAACAACAGACAAGUGUACAUUCCAUUGAAAAAGAAAUCCAUGCUUUCAGAAGUGUGAAACUUGUCAAAGUUUUGGCCUAUAAGAAUGGUGAAGGCCGUCUCAGAAAAGGAGAGAUCAUUUGUGGUUCCAGUAUUGAAGGGAUUCUCAGCCAGUGUAACCAUAGACUAGGUCUAACUAGUGCUGCUCGCAGGAUGUACUUAGAGGAUGGAACUUUGGUAUUGGAUGUGGAUGACUUAAUUAGAUAUGUUGAAGAAAAUUACAAAUCUGAAAUGAUUAAUAUACUAUGGUCAAAGAAAUCUGAGAAAUCUGGAACUGAAGAAGCUAACACUGUUACGAAAGAAAAUGAGGAAGAAGAUGAGGCUGUUCAACUUCAAAAAUUGCAUGAAGCUGCCAGUAAAGAAAUAGAUCGUCAGAUGAGAAAAUCACUUGAUAAAAUCAUGAAUAUGACCAAUGCUGGCAUUGAAGGUUUAACUGAGGAAGAUGAGGUCAAGGACAAGCAACAGGAGGAAGAAGAACAAAAAGAUCUAGAUAAUGAGGAAGCUCAGAAAAUUUACCGCCAACGCAAAGAGCUCUACAAAGAAAUACAGUUACCACCCUUAGAUGUGAUCUUAAAGAUGCCGAUUGAAGUCUGGGUCUCAAGUGGAAAAGCUUUUAUCUCCCCUGAAGUUGUUGAAUCCAAAGAAGAAAACAGAAGGAAGAGAAGAAUCUUCAGGUCUCAGGUCUGUCUUGAACUGGACAUAGAAAAACAUGUUCUGCGAUUGAUGAAAGGUAGAAGACUAGAACAGAUGUCUCCUGGAGUAUACAGAUCAACACUAAGCAGUACUCAGCCUGUUGUUCUUGAGAGACACUGGAAGGAGCAAACAGUGGAAGAGAAAGACAAACAUGAAACAGUUUAUAAGCUGCAGGCACAUCUAGGGGAGAUAAAAGAAUACCAAAAAGAUAAUUCUCAUGUCACAGGAAUAAGACUAGAUGGUAAAUUAUACCAGCAGCCAAAUAUGAAACGUGUACUAGUUUAUCAAAAUGGAGACCACUCUGAGCGCUAUGUGUAUGUUUGGGGCAGCUCCAUUGAAGAGAUUCUAGAUAGCGCUACCUCCAAGCUUUCCAUGUGGAAGAGAGCCAGAACAAUCUACACACAAGAAGGUGUCAAGAUUGAAAACUUUAAUGACAUCCAAAGGGAUCAGAUACUGUGCAUCUCUUCUGGCAAGUCUUUCAGACAGGCAAACUGUGAGAAAAAACAGAUUGAAAUGAAAGCAAAUUGGUGUCGAGCUUCAAGAAAUCAGAAAGCUGAAAUAAUUGAAGAGAAACAUUCUGAAAAGUUUGAACUAAAUUGGACUGAAGUCAAGUCAGUCAACUAUGAGCUGGGAGCUGCAGAUGCUAUUGUUACAGCACGCAAGCAUCCCCAUGUCAAUGUUGAUCCAUUCGGACCCCCACUACUGGCUCUUCCUCCUGGUUCCAAUAACUUUUUGGAAAAAUAAGAACUAGCAUAGAAAGUGGAGAUACAGAAGUCAAUGUAAUCUAAAGGAUAUUUGUAUAUGUUUGUUGAACUUUGUGUUAAAAAAAAAAUAAUUGAUUUUUCAAAAGACACAGAUGUUUAUUCUAAUAAUAUCAAGCUUUAACUUCUUUCAAACCAGUGUUAAGUUUGAGGUUCUAGGUUUGAGGUUCAUCUCAAUAGUCCUAUUGUAUAUGCUCAAAGAGUGUGUAUUUAUGUCAUAUUUUUAUUGGAAGCUUGUUUCUGAAUUAAUAUUUCAAACAAAAUUUGUUGUUUUUUUUCCAAGAUGAAGUGAGAGUAACAAAUGAUAAGAAGUUGUGCCAAUGAAAUUCUAUGUAUUUCUGGGGAUCAUUACUUUUCUAUUUGUGCAAGCUUUAGGGUUUAGUAAAAUCUCUAAGAAAAUAAAACAAAAGUACAAAUGAAAAAAGUUAAUCACAGUUAGAAUUGAUAUUGGUUAUCUUAUAGUUUGAAGGCAUAACUUUUAGUAAAAUAUAUGCUAACUGCAACAUCUAGCAAUGUGUUAUAUUUAUUUUAAAAAAAAAAACAAAUUUUUACUUAAGCUACUUUUAAAUUUAACAAAGAGGUUAAAUUGUGAAUUAGAAAAGAUUUUUAAAAAAUCAAUAUUGCUUUGUAAGGCAGAAAUUAUGUGGGUUUGGGUUGACAUAAUAAAUAAAAAAAAUAAAUUCUGUUCAAUUACAUCAAGAGCUGUGUACAAUAUUUCUUUUAUUUGGCUACAAUAUUUUUUGUUGUUUUCAAAAUCAAUAUUUCUUCUGUUGUUUUUAUUCAAAUAUUAUAAAUAACUUCUGCAGAUCACUUUUGUUUUUUUAGUACAUUAAUUAUGUUAUAAUAAAAAAAUAAUUUUAAAUUCAAUGUGAUUUCAACCAUUUCUUUAUUUUAUAGAUUCUAUUUUUUAUUAAAUGUAUUUACUUUUGUAUUCUGUGAUACAAAUUUUUACAAAUAUAUAUCAUUUACACAUGUAGAACAUUCCAGUCAAGAUCAGAAUUAUUUACAUUCUGAUUUUAUUUUGUGCACAUAUCAUGAAGAAUGAAAAAUAUUGAAAUAAAGUUCAUC